Molecule: messenger RNA, 2554 nt
Organism: Monodelphis domestica (gray short-tailed opossum)
Lineage: Eukaryota; Metazoa; Chordata; Mammalia; Didelphimorphia; Didelphidae
Gene: CFAP100
Product: cilia and flagella associated protein 100
Cellular component (GO): ciliary basal body
Source: RefSeq, a predicted model, not a curated record
GGCUGAAUAGUUGCCAUAGCAACGUAAACAAAGUUAAAGAACACCACCUGAGCAAGGUUCAACUCGUUUUAAGGGGGUGCAGAGCCCGCGCUCUCUUGGCCUCUCUCUUGCAGCUGCUUCUGCGCCCCCCAGAUAGCAGAUAGACGCUGUACUGGGGGAGUCACUGUACCCCGGAGCUAGUGGGUUCUUCAGCAGCCAGAAUCCAUACUGAAUGACACAGGAAGAGUGAUACAUCAUUAGGUGAUCUCUUGAAGGAAGAGUUUUUAACAAUCCCACUCCUUCAAAAUGGCAGCAGUACCAUCUACAUCCCAGAAGAUCGUACCAUCUGCAUCCCAGAAGAUCGUACCAUCUGCAUCCCAGAAGAUCGUACCAUCUGCAUCCCAGAAGAUCGUACCAUCUGCAUCCCAGAAGAUCGUACCAUCUGCAUCCCAGAAGAUCAUACCAUCUGCAUCCCAGAAGAUCUUACCAUCUACAUCCCAGAAGAUCUUACCAUCUCCAUCCCAGAAGAUCUUGCCAUCUCCAUCCCAGAAGAUCGCGACCUUGGACGACCUGCGUUUGACUCUGUGUAGUGGUCCUGUAACCGGGGCUAUAGAAGUAUCAAAGGAGACCACAGUCAAUGAGGGAAACCAAGAUGAGGGAGGAAACCCUUUCCACAUGUCCCCAGACCUAGACUUCUUCCUGCUUCGAGACAAAGAGAAGGAAAAGCAGAGGGUGGAAAGAGAGGCAAAGAAACGCAUGAGAGUCUACGAGAAGAUGACCUAUUCCUCUAAGAUAGCUGCCAAGCGCACUAACCUCCGGAGACAGCUGCAGAUGGAGGAUCACAUGGAUGAACAAGCUUUACAUGCUGAGAAUCAGCGGCUUCGAGACCUGCAUGAAAGCACUUUCUGGAAAAUUGCUGUCACCAAAGAUAAGCAAGCUGAGAGAGACAACCUGGCCACCUACAUUGAACAGAAGCGACAAAUGUUUCUGAUCCAGUAUGCCCUGGAUAUGAAGAAAGAGGAGAUUCUGAGACUGGAAAUGUUGGCCACCAAAGAAGAGAUGAAGCUGGAGAAGGCGGAAAAAUUCCUAGAGAAGGAUGCAACUCUGUUUGAUGAGUUCCUGAAGGAGAACGAUAGGAACUCCGUACAGGCCAUGAGAAUAGCUGAGAAGGAGGCUAAAGCCAAGAUGGAGAAGAUCAUUGAAAUUCGAGAUAUCACAGCACAAAUCUUAAUGAUUAAAAGUGAGAUCUCCAAGUUUGAAGACAACGUCCAUAUUUUCAAAAUCUAUAAGGAUUUCCUCUAUAAGCUGUCCCCCAGGGAGUGGCUGAUGACCCAUGCCAGGAAGCACUUGACCCAUGCUGCUACCAAGAUGAGCUUAGCUGCCCAUAAAGAUAGUAUUCCAUUUUUGCCCAUGGAAAAAGAAACACAAUUCCUUAGGAGCAGUCAGUCAACCGAUUUGAUCAUCCCCCUGAGACUCUCGCCCCCUGCAUCUAUACCUGACUUGAUUAUCAGCAAGGAAGGCAAGGCCUCUCCCACAUCAUCCUCAUCCCAGGAAUUACAGCCCCUAUUCAGACUCAGUCCUCAGAAAAAACAGUCCAGUACGACAAUGUUCUCAGCCAAAACAGAUGAAACUGAUAGUGAUGAUGAGCUGGACCUGUACUUCACAGAACCCCAACAGCUACUGGACAUUUUCUCUCACCUGGAGGAGCAGAACCUCUCUCUGAUUCAGAACUCCCAGGAGACAGAGGAGGCCCUGGACGAGAUCAACCAUUCCUUGAGAAACACACAAAACAAAAUGGAUCGAGACAUCAACCAGCUGAAGCUGUUGUCAUCCACACUAAUGUCAUCCAUUGCUAAGGAAGAGGAGAUUGCUGCAGACUUGCAACUCAAGUCUCGUGUCUUUUCUUUUGGCGAGUACAAGGGGGAUUACCAAAGCAAGAUGUUGGCCAGUCUGAACAAAAAGGUGGUAGAGGUAUACCGUAAAUGCAUUGGGGACUGUGAGUCCAGCCUGGGCACCCUGCAGAUGCUCACCAUUAUUGAGCACCAAUUGGAUGAACUACUAGAGAAUCUGGAGAGAGUGCCAGCAUGGAAGAUCGAACAGGUUGAGAAGGCCAAAGAAAAGGAACGAAGGAUAAGGUUGAGAGAAGAGAAAAUGAAACUCCUGAAAGAGAUGCAGGAGGAGAGGCUCAAGAAAGCCCUGGCCAGGGCCCAGGCGACUAUUAAGAAAAAGACCGGCAGGAAGCUCAUGUACCGCUCGGAGCCCGUGGUCAGCAAGGUCAAGGGUGAUGAAGGUGAAACGUUUUAUGACAGGGAGAAAGAAGAACUCCUCUUCUUCUUCACUUAGCCCAUCCAUGCACACGCACACGAACACACACACACACACCGUGGAGUCAACUGAGCGCUUGGAAGAGAUGUCAAGGAUCGAAGCAAAGAGGCUGUGCUGGGUUAGUCGUAUGAAUCAGUCGCUCUUACCCCCUUUCCUGGUGUCCCUGGACCUGUGUUCUUUCUGUGCUUGUAGUUAAACUAAAUAAAAAUCCGUGCUCCUUUUGGUUGUGCAAGGAGGCCCCGUGAAACAA